AUGUCUACGGCUAACUGUCUGCAACGUCAUGAUACCUCCGUUUCUCUUGCUUGGCAUACUGACAUUCUCACCUCACCGAAGUCUCACCACCAAAUUCAGCAGCCCGGACUUGGACACGCCGCUCUCCACCGCAUGCCCUCAGUGGUCUCAGCAGAAGGGCAGUGUCGAAUUCCAAUCGUCUAG
Fomitiporia mediterranea MF3/22 is the source of this 183-nucleotide messenger RNA. RefSeq lists its product as uncharacterized. The record is from RefSeq and is a predicted model, not a curated record. Bases 1 to 183 code for a protein of 60 amino acids. Lineage: Eukaryota; Fungi; Basidiomycota; Agaricomycetes; Hymenochaetales; Hymenochaetaceae. The transcript is spliced from 2 exons.